UCCACAGCUUGUAUUCCAUGACGGCGCACCAUUUUUUGGAUGCACGGUUCGGUGCUACUGGACCCCAAUGUGCAGCCUCUGGCUUUGCAACGCGCUGAGUUACUCCGCCGAAAACAUCCCUUGGAUCAAGGACAGUGUGUUCUUAUGCUCACUUCAGUCAACAAUGCUGUCUCUUCCUCAUUCCCUGUUCCCUUUCUUAUCUCUCUCAAUAUGUUCCGCUUCCGGCCUCGCCUGGCCUCGGCUUCCUUCCCCUUGGUCCCCUUUUCUCCAGGUACCACUUACCGCUUUCAUGCUUUCCAAUUGUCGUCCACCUUCUCCUAUCAAGGAGUGUCUUCCAUUACCUCUGCCGCUCGAUUAACGUCUUCCCGUCACGGUCGUUGCACUAAGCGGGCUCCAUGUGGAGCUCCUGCAUCCGCUCACAACGGCGCAGUCGCCGAGGACUUGUUUGGAAAGUCCUCACCUCAGGCCAUUUCCGAGAGGAGGAUUAAGAAGAAAGUAGCCAUGUGGUUGGGAUAUGUCGGUACUCGUUACAAAGGCCUACAGAUCCAGCGAGGACCAGGGAGUGCUCAGACCAUUGAAGAGGAGCUUGAACUUGCCAUAUUCAAAGCUGGAGGCAUGAUUGAGAGCAAUUUCGGUAAUCUUUCAAAAAUUUCAUGGACACGAAGCAGCCGUACAGACAAGGGGGUGCAUUCUUUAUGUACAGUAAUAUCUAUGAAGAUGGAAGUUCCAGAGGCAGCUUGGGUGAAUGACAUGGACGGUUUUGCCCUUGCCGAUAACAUUAAUUUUCAUCUGUCUCCAUUUAUACGAGUUUUUGGUAUCACGCCUGUCACAAGGUCAUUUCGAGCGCGACACGACUGUUGUACACGUACAUACGACUACCUCCUACCUGCCGCCAUCCUUGGCAUACAUCCAGACACUGUUCCUUCACAAGUCGAGCAGCGCGUGACAAAGUUUCGGUCUCUUCUUCACCUUUUUGAGGGUAAGCAUGCGUACCACAAUUACACGAUUCGGAGACUAUACAGACCUUUCCCUGAAAAGCCUUACAAGUCUCGCCUAAACGAUCGUAAUGACAAUGAUACGAGCAAUGAGAGAACUGACAAGCCCUCAACGACUACCAGUAGUAUCGAGUUGGACUUUUUGGAUGAAGAGGACAUCAUGGAGGAGCUCCCUGAUGUGCUAGCAAGCGAGUUGGUAGAUGAAAUGGUGAGUAUAUUUGCUGAAGAUAGCAGAAGGGGUGACAACGAACUGGAGAGGUCAACUUUUACUUUACCUGGAGGGAAUGUAACUGACCUUAAAGCAUGGUGGCUUCCCACUCCAAACGAAUCAGACAAAGUAUGGUCGUCUCAUUUCAGAAAAGUUAUCUCUUUCAAUUGUGGAAUGCCCGAGACAUUUGGGGAAGCUCAAUUUAUACGGAUCUCCAUCACAGGGAGCUCUUUCAUGGUUCAUCAGAUCCGCAAAAUGAUAGGUACCGCUAUCGCAGUUUUCCAUGGGCUCCUGCCAGGAGAUGUAAUUCCUAUUUCACUUGCGCGACAUUCAAGGAUAGUUUUACCGCUGGCUCCUCCAGAUGGCCUUAUUUUAGUCAGCAAUGACUUCAUGCCAUUCAGACUUCCCUCCGUACAUCCAAAGAAAAGCGACAUUGAACCAAACAAACCACCGGCACUACGUAUCCAAGAAAAGCAUCCCAAGUUGGAGAUGAGCAGUGCUGUUCGCGAAAGAGUGGACGAAUUUUGUGCAAAUGUUUUGAUGCCAGAUAUAUCGCCAUUAAUAAGUGCGAAAUCAUCAAAUUGGAGCAUCUGGAUUAUGAACUUGGAAAGAAACGUAAAGAUUCCCGAAUCCGAAAUAGCAGAGGUUAGGGCAGCUUGGACUGAGUGGCGUGAACAAAGCGUCAGACUACGCCAGAUGAAAAACCAAAUCAACCACCAUGUGCCUGACUUGUCUCAAAAUGAUCGAGUGCUUGAAUCGUAAUAGCGCACAAUAGGUGCAAUUUUUCUACCCUUCCUCAAUUUUCAAACCCUUUUGUCGAGUAUUGGCAAUAGAAAAUAUGGAUGCAUGUGUUUCAAGGGCAUCUAAGUUCAUCAAUUAGGAGGCUUUCUCGAGGAGUUCACUGAAAUGAACUAUUUUUAUAACGACCUUUCAUUCGUUUCUGGUGUACCAUGUGAAGUUAAGCAAGGUCGUGAAUAUAACAGUUCUCCUGCUGAAGUCGAUCAAU
Molecule: messenger RNA, 2209 nt
Organism: Physcomitrium patens
Lineage: Eukaryota; Viridiplantae; Streptophyta; Bryopsida; Funariales; Funariaceae
Product: putative tRNA pseudouridine synthase
Biological process (GO): mRNA pseudouridine synthesis; tRNA pseudouridine synthesis
Cellular component (GO): nucleus
Molecular function (GO): pseudouridine synthase activity; RNA binding
Source: RefSeq, a predicted model, not a curated record